Messenger RNA from Amaranthus tricolor (Joseph's coat), 1923 nucleotides. RefSeq lists its product as uncharacterized. The transcript has 6 exons. Lineage: Eukaryota; Viridiplantae; Streptophyta; Magnoliopsida; Caryophyllales; Amaranthaceae. The record is from RefSeq and is a predicted model, not a curated record. Bases 1 to 1923 code for a protein of 640 amino acids.
AUGAAUGUUAAGGGGAAUUUUCCAGAUUGUGUUAGAUUCAGGAAUGAAUUGAGGGUUGUUGAAUAUGACUGGAAACCGAUUGUAUGUGACAAAUGUAAGAUUAUGGGACAUUCAAUAGAAAAAUGCAGAUGGCAGAAAGAGCAGCAACAAAUGAAAAAGAAAUGGGUUCCUAAGCACAAAGCUGGAGACUUUGAGCAAGACGGAGGGGCUGAGAUGAUUAAUGCAAACACUUCAGUGAAGGAUACCUCUUCUAAGCAGCCAGUUCAUAAGAAUAACACUGAUAUUACUUCACAAGACUUUGUCACAUUUAGAAGAAGACAGAAGAUUAGUAAUCCUGCUGUGUCACAAAAAGAGCAGUUAAGCACUCAAAAUUCAUUUCAACAGCCAGGUGAAAAUGAAGAGGGUAGUCAAGUGGUGGUGAGUCAACCUACAAAUGGUGGGAAUGGACAAUCUAGCUGUUUUGUUGAAACUAAAUUAAAACCAAACUCCUUUGCUCGAUUCUAUUCAAAUACUUUCCAAGGUUGGUGUAUAGUCUCUAAUAUAACUUUGUGUAAAGGAGGGAGAAUUAUGUUUGAGGUCACAGUGGUGUAUGGUUUCAAUGGUGCAGCUGCUAGAAGGCAGCUCUGGGAGGUUCUCGUGAAUAUCAAAGAACAUGUUCAUGGAGCGUGGAUCAUUUCUGGAGAUUUCAAUAAUCCGUUGUUCUCUGAUGAUAGGAUUGGCUCUAAGGUUUCUUUUUUUGAAAUUGCAGAUUUCAAGGUCUGCAUUGACAAAUGUGAGGUUAGUGAUAUGCCUUCUACAGGAAACAGAUACACAUGGAGUAACAUGCAAGAGGGAAAGAGGAGGCUGGUCUCUAAGAUUGAUCGUUGCCUUAUCAAUGGUGAAUGGCUGGAUUUGUUUCCCAUUUCUACUGUGCAUUAUGCCCCUCAGGAUAUAUCUGAUCAUUGUCCUGGUCUCAUCUCUCUGGAUCAGACUCCAGUCCAAAUCAAAAGCUCCUUUAAGUUUUUGGAUCUUUGGUGCCAGAAUAGUAGAUUUAUGGAGUUAGUCUCAGAGGUGUGGCAACAUCAGGUUGUAGGGUCCCCUAUGUUUGGUCUUGUGCAAAAAAUGAAGAACUUGAAACCUGUGUUUAGACAACUUCAUAAGGCUCAUUAUAAUCAUUUGGAAGACAGACUCCAGGAAGCCCUUCAGUCUCUUCUUCGGACUAAAGCAGCAGCUCUUCAAAACCCUCGAGACUACCAGAUACUGCAGCAAGAGCAGAAAGCAGCAGUCCAGUACAAGGAGUUAAAGGAGGCCUAUAAUAGUUAUGUGUAUCAGAAGGCUAAAAUAAGCAUCAAGCAAAGACAUUUUAAGCAAAGAGUACUUGAAAUUAAAGACAUACAUGGCACAGUUCAUAAUACCCCUAAUGCUAUCAAAGCUGCUUUUGAGGAUUUUUAUAUCCAACUUCUUGGCACAGAGAUUAAAGAUGCUUUUUUCUUUAUUCCUGAUUCCAAGGCCCCGGGUCCUGAUGGUUUUAACAGCACAUUCUUCAAAAAGUCUUGGCCCAUUAUUGGUGAAGAGGUAUAUGCAGCUGUGAAGGACUUCUUUAUGCAUGGUAAGUUGCUGAAGCAAAUAAAUUGCACCAAACUGGCUAUCAUCCCUAAAUAUCAUUGUCCUCAGAAUGCUGGUUUCAUUAAAGAUAGGCAAAUUUUCCAUAACAUUGCUAUUGUUCAGGACUUGGUUGGCCUAUAUAACAGAAAGGCUACUCCUCCUUGUUGCCUGCUUAAGAUUGAUAUUCGGAAGGCCUAUGAUUCAGUUGAAUGGGCCUUCUUACAAGAGAUGAUGCAAGCUCUUAACUUUCCUCAGAAGUUCAUUGACAGAGUCAUGGCAUGUGUCACUUUCACUUCUUUCUCCUUGAGCAUCAAUAGGGAGAUGCAUGGUUUCUUCUAG